Molecule: messenger RNA, 1719 nt
Organism: Trichophyton benhamiae CBS 112371
Lineage: Eukaryota; Fungi; Ascomycota; Eurotiomycetes; Onygenales; Arthrodermataceae
Exons: 2
Coding region: 1-1719 (572 amino acids)
Biological process (GO): positive regulation of gene expression
Source: RefSeq, a predicted model, not a curated record
AUGACAGCCCCUGGAGAAGAGCAGACAAACGGAAAUACCACCAAUGGAACAAACGCAAACUCACGCCAGAGACGGGCUUCAGAGUCUCAUCUGCCGUCGGCAAACCACACUGGCCCAGCAGGAGGCUACGAUGUCACUCCCAUGCCGCCUGCGCCGUCAGGAUGGACGCUCAAGUUCACCUUCCACCGCGCUGAGAACCUGCCCAUAGGCGACCUCAGCACCAUGGCCUCCGACCCUUACAUAAACGCCAUACUCGAGACCGGUCUGCCCACCCGCCAUCCAAAGCAGGAUCCUAUUUUCUCCUUCCGUACACCCACGGUGAGACGUACCAUAAACCCUGAAUGGAACUGCGAAUGGAUUGUCGCAAACGUACCCUCCUCUGGCUUCGAGUUGAAAUGUCGCAUCUACGACGAGGAUAUAGCCGAUAGCGAUGACCGGUUGGGAAGCGCCUACGUUGAAGUUAGGGAUACUAUUUCAGAGUCCUGGCCAGGUAUCAAACAGCAGGGUUUCAAGAUCAGGAAGCGCAUGGGCAGUCAGAGAGCUUACUUGCUACGAACCAUUGCCUCGACAUUCUCUAAGCAUGUCGAUAAUGAAGGAAUGCUGUACAUGAGCAUUGAGUGUCUGGGUAGAACGCCCGGUAAUGAAGGAGCUCAUCUGUACACAGUUGGACCAAACUACUGGACAAAGCAUUUCUCCCCGCUGAUCGGCAGGUUGGCAGGCACAAAAGACAAGGUCAAGAGCAAGGAUGGCAAACCGUCUGUUUCCCGGUACAACUUCCAAGCGGUGCAGAUACAGCUGACUGGACCUGUGCCGACACCAUUGUAUCACCGUUACGUUGAAUUCCGUCCCUUCGUGGCUGGCAUGUUCACUGCAAAGAGCCUCAGGGGCCGUUUGCUCAAUCACGCAUUGCACCAUCAGCACGAACGCAUUUACACAUACGAUCACAGCACUGUUUACGGCAUCUUCCCCGAGCCUUGCAUCGACCUGACAAAACUCUUCCUCGAAUUUGUCCAAUACGGCCAGGGCGGGCGUAUCUUCACCUACGUCAUUACUCUAGACGGUCAAUGGCGCUUUACAGAGACCGGCAAGGAGUUUGGAAUCGACCUGCUCAGCAAACAUACCAUGCACAGCGAUGUAUCAAUCUACAUCGCUUACUCCGGUGAAUUCUUCGUUCGCAAGAUCUCAGGCGAUAAAUCUUCUUCCCAUGAUCACCACCGACACCGUCGUUCUACCUCUGCCGAAACAGAAGCCUCGGAAUCUGAACAUGAACCAUCUACCGACCCGGCACAUUACGAACUCAUCAUUGACAACGACAGCGGUACUUACCGGCCCAACGGUAGACUCCUGCCUCUCUUACAAGAAUUUCUAACUCACAAUCUGCCCGGACUAAAGAUAUCCACCCUCGACUCUCAGGCUGAUGCCACACGUAUGGCCAAGCUCAAGGGCAAGCGGCGUGAGAUAAAGAACAAGUCUAGCCAUAGAAUGACGUACCUGCAAAAGAGCUCAUCUUCCCUCUCCCUCUCAUCUCUAUCAAGUUCGGAUGAAGAGGAUCUCAAUGAAAGAGAGAAUGGCAUAAACUUGAAUAACAACCCGACCAAGACUAAAGGGUUUAUGAAUGGUCUAAAGAAUCCUAAGGGCAGAUACAAACGAUGGCUGGAAGCAGACUACGAACAUACGACCGGUCGGAAAGAAGAACGGCCGUCGACUGCUCAUAAUUGA